Molecule: messenger RNA, 2337 nt
Organism: Entelurus aequoreus (snake pipefish)
Lineage: Eukaryota; Metazoa; Chordata; Actinopteri; Syngnathiformes; Syngnathidae
Gene: pnkp
Product: polynucleotide kinase 3'-phosphatase
Exons: 17
Coding region: 204-2018 (604 amino acids)
Biological process (GO): DNA repair
Cellular component (GO): nucleus
Molecular function (GO): double-stranded DNA binding; polynucleotide 3'-phosphatase activity; protein binding
Source: RefSeq, a predicted model, not a curated record
ACAGUUUAUUCGGAAUAUUUAAUCUGAGCACGUUUCCGGACGACCUUAUUAUUGUGAGGGACCGUCGGUGUUGGAAAUGAAGUUAAAGUCGUGAUUUUUGAUGGAAAUAACUGGCUUUUUAAAGUGGAUACAAAUACUGUUACCGUGUGGUGGUGUUCAUUAAUUGUUUAUUGUAAUAAGUUUACGUCGAGGUUGCUGCCCAUAUGUCGUGCGUGUUGGUUAGUGGUUCUGGAGCUCGGGUCUCUCUGGAGGACGGACGAGCAGUUGUGUUGGGUCGGGGUCCAGACACCGCAGUCACCGAUAAAAAGUGCUCCAGACACCAAGUAAAGGUGGUGGCGUGCUUUGCAGACCAGCAUGUGGUUGUCACUCAGCUGGGUCCCAAUCCCAGUUUCCUGGAGGGUGAAAAGCUAGGUCGUGGCCAGUCUGGCAAACUCAGUCAUGGUGGCACCAUCUACCUCGUCAACCAGGAAUACCCAUUUCAAGUUUGCUUUACACCAAGCUCAGACAUAGGUGCUUCCAGCGCUGUACAUAAAGGGCAUAAAGAUACAAACAAAACAAAAGGCAGAAAAAACGGGAGUGAAAAGCACGCACCUUGGAGUCCGCCCAAGCGUAGUAUAAAAGAUUUCUUUGCUAAAUCUCCCGUGAAGUUGUCAAAAAGGCCGUUGAGCCCAGAGAGGGAGCACCCUGAUGCCAAGCGCUCCAGAGGAGAUGAGGCGUCUUCAGGUAGCUGGAAUAAAAAAGAAGAGGAGGAAGAUGAGAUGCGUGUAGAGGAAAAGCUCAGGCAGCUUCAGAAAUUGGCAGAGAAGUCAAAGAGCUGUGACAACAGUACCCACCUGGCAUCUUCGUGGUCGUCUUCUUCCUCAGCCUGCGUUAAGAGCGUGUGGCAGCAGAUUGGCAACCUCAUGCUCUAUACUGCUGCUGGCGUUAGAGCGAGUGACAAGAUUGCUGGCUUUGACAUAGAUGGCUGCAUCAUCACCACAAAGUCUGGCAAAGUCUUUCCAACAGCACCGGAUGACUGGAAGAUUCUCUACCCUGAGAUUCAGCCUCGGCUUGCCAGCUUGAUAAAAAAAGGAUACAAGGUGGUGUUCUUUACCAACCAGAUGGGAAUCGCUCGAGGAAAACUGAGACCAGAAGUCUUCAAAUCGAAAGUGGAAGACAUCCUUGCCACACUGCAGCUACCUGUGCAAGUGUUUGUAGCAGCUGGAUCCGGAAUCUACAGGAAACCAACGAUGGGAAUGUGGAAUCACUUGUGUGAAAAGGCCAAUGAUGAUGUUCCUGUUGACAAGACUCAGAGUUUUUAUGUUGGAGAUGCUGCAGGUCGGCCUGAGAACUGGGCACCAGGGAAGAAGAAGAAGGACUUCUCCUGCAGUGACCGACUGUUUGCGUUGAACUUAGGCUUACAGUUCCACACUCCAGAGGAGUACUUCCUGGGCUGGAAAAGCGCUCCUUACAGCCUGCCACAAUUUGACCCUAGGAAACUUGACUCCACCGCCCAACUGUAUGACCCGCCGUCUGCCUCUCUCACCUCCAACCAGACCGAAGUCAUCGUGGCGGUGGGCUUCCCCGCAUCGGGCAAGUCCACAUUCUUCCAUGCACACAUCAUCCCCAAGGGUUAUGUGUAUGUCAACAGGGACACGAUGGGUUCAUGGCAGAGUUGUGUGGCCGCAUGUGAGCGAGCUCUGAAAGAGGGUCGCAGCGUCGCCGUAGACAACACCAACCCUGACCCCGAGUCCCGUAAACGUUACUUGGACGUUGCCAAAGCAGCGGGCGUGACCUGCCGCUGUUUCCUCUUCUCCGCCACUCUGGAACAAGCCAAACACAACAACAGAUUCCGUGAGAUGACGCCGUCCGACAGCAAGCAUAUGAAGGUCAACGACAUGAUUUUCCAAAGCUAUAAGAAACACUUUGUGGCUCCUGCUCUCACAGAGGGAUUCUCUGAGAUUCUCAGCAUCCACUUUGUCCCUAAUUUUAAAGACAGCCAGUCAGAAACAUUGUUCAGACAGUUCUCAGAGGGAUAACAGUACAAAGAUUCCAAGUAAUUGUGCAAGGAAAAGACACAGAUAGUCAACAAAUCAUGUCAUUUCAGAUGUAAUGCUGUAAGAGUUGUAAUGUUCCAUCCAAUCCAGAAGAUGGCAUUGUGUUGAAAACAUUUUUUCACAGUGCUAUUAUUGAAUAGUCACAUUGUUGUGUAUAAAGUAAACAAGUGUCUUAGGUAAACAAUAACCUCCGUCUAUUUUGAGGCUCACCAAUUUUGGCGAAAAUGAUUAUAAAACACCCAAUUUAUCACGCAGACUUAGGAGCAGAAAAUGUGUAAAUAAAACACUUUAGAGGCUUAGA